UCGUCACUGUUUGAGUGAGCGCGCGAGCGUCAAACAGUAGUAGCAUGAAGUUUGCCUAGUUGUGUACCAUUUUGUUAACAUAUUUUGGUUUCUAAUACUAACUGACUGACUCCAGUUUUGAAAUGGGCUCAAGGGUGAUAUCGAGGGCAAAGAUGUUUUUCAGUGUUCUUCGCUCUUUUCAGGAGGGAAGCAGUGAUUCAUGUUCAUAUGAGGACGACAUCCAGAUAUUAAAGAUAAAUGGGAAUAAAAUUGCUGCAGUAAAUUUGUACUGUGGCAGCCAGACAGUGUUUGUCUGCGAAAAGGCUGUUCCAAAAUUAAGUGAACCAGAUGACGAACAAGUAAUUGAGAGAUCAGAAUCUGAUGCUGAUGAUGGUUGUGAUGUUCUACAAAAUGAACAGGGACCGCAGCCGCUUACAGUCACAAAAGCAAGACAGCUGCUGUCUUUGUACACAUUAUUUCAAAACUCUGGCGUGUCAGCCGUGGACAGCAGUUUUGUUUUACACCCUCUCUGGGUUCGAUGUGACAUGUCUGAUCCUGCUGGAACAACUUGGUUUGGUGCUGAACCAGUCUGCGUGGGAAAUAAAGUGACUGGUGUCAAAUUGUACUCUGUAACCUGCAAAGGUUCCACUGUGGACAAACCAUCUCUGCUUACCUUGGAGGAACUGAAACAAGAGCAUAAGAAACGACAUCAUCCAUCCUCAAUGGGGCUUAAAGGAAAUGCCAGGUUCAGCUUGUUUGGCUCCACUGUUUUUGAAAACACCAUCAUUGAGUCACAGAGCAGUGUGACCGUGGAUUUCAAAUGGAGUCACGUGGAGAGCGUACUUGAGGCUCCUCCUUUGUCUUCAACAGCAACAAUGAAUAUCAAAGUUGCCAGUGGAGAUAUGAGAAGUCCGAUGUUUGAGAUGUAUAGGGAGCUGGAGUUUCUUCGGAGUCUUGCAGAUUGUUUGAAAACCGGUGAGACUGAAUGGAUGGAGCCCAUAGAAAGCACUUCAGCUGUAAAUGUGACCAAGGCCUACCUUGAAGAACUUAAGACCACUGCAAUAACGUCACAAGACCAGGCUGCAAAAACAGCAGAGCUGAAAUCUGAGACGGACCCCCCCAUUUUCAACUGUUUCUUGGAAAGAGGCAACCUGGAUUUUGUGGAGCAGCUGUGGAUUCGGUUAAGAAAAAGCGUGACAUCAUAUGAGGACAUCAGAGACAGUUUGAAGUUGGUGAUUGAAGCUCUAAGAUAUGACGAUAUCAAGCCUUGGAUUCACAGAGACAGCAGCAGCUCCCUCAGUAAGCUUAUUCUGCAGUCCUACCACCAGCAGAUCGAACACGUCUCUCUUACAGGUGUCACCCCCAUUAUCAUGCUCCUGGAGAUGGGUCUGGACAAGAUGAGAAAAGAUUAUAUCAACUACCUGAUUGGUGAAGAACUGACAACUCUAAACCACUUGUGUUACUUCCUGAGCACAGAGGUUGAUCUGCAGGAGCAAGUGGUCCGACUCAGGAAACUGCACCAUCUGCUGGAGAUCAUUGUGACCUGUGGAACCUUCCUGGCUCUGCCCUACGACCGCCUCUUUCUUCUCACACAAUCAUGUUUGCAACACUACAAAACGUCCCCCUACGAUGAGGAACAUGAAUUCAAACUUCAAAUCAAACCAGCCCUGAUUACCCAUUUGUAUCAGAAAGAGCAUCCGUUAACGUGGAGGGUGGAGAUCGCCAGUGGCCACGGUCCUCGUGAGGUGAGGACAUCCUUACAGCUUAGUGACAGACCGCUGGUUGAUCACGUCAUCUUUGAAACAGAUUACCCGAAUGAAACCGUCAAUGGGGACAGCGAGGAGCCUGCUUUCUUUUCCACCAUGGUGUGCUGCAGCCUUGUCAGCUUUACCUGAGUUUACAAAGCGCACAAAUACACAACACUGUGCGUGUUGGUAUUUGAGACUUUCAUUUAGAAAUUAACAUAUGAAAAACUUAUAGCACAGGCCAAAAUCAUUUAACCUCCUUAAAAGUCUAAAGUAUACCUGUCAGUAUGUUGUUUGUGUUAAUAAACUUAAUCGAUUCCAGUC
Messenger RNA from Austrofundulus limnaeus, 2048 nucleotides. It is a transcript of the gene zwilch, whose product is annotated as zwilch kinetochore protein. The coding region runs from base 123 to 1874 and encodes 583 amino acids. Lineage: Eukaryota; Metazoa; Chordata; Actinopteri; Cyprinodontiformes; Rivulidae. Gene Ontology annotation, biological process: protein localization to kinetochore; mitotic spindle assembly checkpoint signaling. The transcript is spliced from 18 exons. The record is from RefSeq and is a predicted model, not a curated record. Gene Ontology annotation, cellular component: RZZ complex.